AUGGAUUUCAACAGAAUAGGGAAUGGAGGAAUUUAUAAGCCAACGAUUCUUACCGAUGCUGUACCGUCAUCAUCAUCAAUCAUUGGAUAUUUAAUAAAUAAUCCUAUUGAUGAUUGUCUAACAUCAUCUGUUCAUGAUAGUGGUUGUUAUUCGUCUACAGCUGAUGAAUUACACCUAAUGUCGUCACAUAUAGCUAGUUCAAAUAGUAGCGCAAAACAUCAUAAUCGUCAUCAUCAUCAUUACACAAAACAUCGUAGAUUAACAACAGAUCAAAAUGAUUCUAUUUAUAAUAAGAAUAAUCAACUAUUAGGAAAUGAACCAUUUGAUAAAGUCAUAAUAAAUGUAAGUGGUUUACGUUUUGAAACACGUGCAUCAACAUUACAACGUUAUCCUCAUACAUUACUUGGUGAUAAACAACGACGUGCACAUUUUUUUGAUUCGAUGAAUAAUGAAUAUUUUUUUGAACGACAUCGUUCAUCAUUCGAAGCGGUUCUUUAUUUUUAUCAAAGUGGUGGACGUCUUGCAAGACCAGAAAAUAUUUCAGCAGAAAUUUUUUUAGAAGAAAUAAAAUUUUUUGAUCUUGGUGAAGAAGUGCUCAAACGUUAUCGAAAACAGGAAGGCUAUGUAGAAGAAAUUCCUGUUGAACGACCAGUCAAUGAAUUCCAACGUUUCGUUUGGGAAAUAUUUGAAUGUCCAGAAUCAUCAAAUAUAGCAAGAGUUGUUGCAAUUAUAUCAAUUGUUAUGAUUAUAGUGUCUAUAGCUUCAUUUAUAAUAGAAACACUCCCGUCCAUCCGUAAUGAACCGUUAAUGUCACUAGAAAAUAAUGUAAAUAAUACAAAUCAAUUUAAUUCAUUACCACCAGGUAAUGAAACAAGACUUUAUUGGUUAUUUUUUAUUAUUGAAACAAUAUGUGUAACAUGGUUCUCUUUUGAAUUUUUAUGUCGAUUUUUGGUAGCACCGUCCAAAUUUGCUUUUAUUAAAAAUGGUCCCAAUAUUAUUGAUGUUGUUUCAAUAAUACCAUAUUUUAUACAAUUAAUUGGAUUAAUUUAUCAGAAAAAAGAUAAUACUGUACCCGGAUUUUCAUCUACAUUAACUGUAUUAAGGAUUGUUAGACUUGGUCUACAAGUACUUGCAUUGACAUUUUUAGCAUCUUGGAAAGAAUUACUUCUAUUAAUGUUUUUUCUCUUUAUUAUUGUUAUUGUUUUUUCUUCAUUUAUGUAUUUUGUUGAAGCUGAUUAUUCAAGUAUACCUCCAUCGAGAACACCACCAAUCCAUAUGCCAUCAACAUCUAUAUCAUGUCCCCCAUCUACUAAUUGUCUUUCAACAUAUGAUCAAAAUAUUGCUCCAACACAAGCGAACAAUCAGUUUGCAUCCAUUCCUGAUUCAUUUUGGUUUUCUAUAAUAACAAUGACAACUGUUGGUUAUGGUGAUUAUGUUCCACGUACAACAUUAGGAAAAGUUAUUGGUGCAGCAUGUGCUAUAACAGGUGUAUUAACAAUAGCAUUACCUGUACCAAUAAUUGUAUCAAAUUUUACAUAUUUUUAUCAACGACAAAUGGAAGAUAAUGAACGACAAUAUCAAGCAAGACAAAAAGCACAAGCAGCAAAUCAAUUAGCUUUAGAAAAACGUCAAUUAUAUUCAUUAAAUGAUAAUGAUCAUGGACCUGAACUUAAUGAAUGGGAAACAACAUUAAAUGAACCUGAUUAUUCAGCUUAUCGACAAAUAACACAUGCAGUUGCAAAAAAAUUAGUACAUAAUGUUUAUUUUAAAGCAUUUCGUGGUUCAAAAAAAAUGAAUCCAGCUUUGCGUUAUCAAAGUUUACCACCAUCAGCAGCACCAUAUCAAAUAACACAUAGAAUUUAUCAAUUAGCGGAUGAUAAAAAUGAGACGGAUAUUUUGCAAUAA
This is a messenger RNA of Rotaria sp. Silwood2, 1905 nucleotides long. Lineage: Eukaryota; Metazoa; Rotifera; Eurotatoria; Philodinida; Philodinidae. The record is from the annotation of a GenBank genome assembly.